Erigeron canadensis is the source of this 1356-nucleotide messenger RNA. Its product is annotated as probable serine/threonine-protein kinase PBL25. Gene Ontology annotation, molecular function: transmembrane receptor protein tyrosine kinase activity; ATP binding. The coding region runs from base 1 to 1356 and encodes 451 amino acids. The transcript is spliced from 4 exons. Lineage: Eukaryota; Viridiplantae; Streptophyta; Magnoliopsida; Asterales; Asteraceae. Gene Ontology annotation, biological process: protein autophosphorylation. Gene Ontology annotation, cellular component: plasma membrane; plasmodesma. The record is from RefSeq and is a predicted model, not a curated record.
AUGGCUUCGUCUUCCCAAGACAUAAGUUAUUCAUCUCUAGCUCGUUAUGCUAAAACCCUAUCAAUCCCAAUGGAAGAGAUAGCAUCAGCCACCAACAACUUCGCUAUUGAAAAUCUUAUCUCACAAGAUACUUAUUCAAAGGUGUUCAAAGGAAAACUCUUGCAUCACGGAGAGCCGAUCAAUGUUGUAGUACAUGAAUGUCUACAAGUAAAUGGUGCAAUCAACGAGAUGUUAAUGUCCAAAAUACUAGAGCACAAAAAUAUCGUUUCUAUUUUUAAGGUAAAUGACACUCCAUAUGAAGCAUUUCACGUAACCAAGCAUCAGGCUAAUGAAAGUCUAGACAAACAUCUAAGUGGCUCAACCCUCACAUGGAUUCAAAGAUUGAAGAUAUGUGUUGGUGUUGCGCAUGCAUUGCAUUACAUUCAUUACGGUGCAGAAGUCAAUCAUAGUGUCAUACAUGGUAAUAUCAAGAGCUCCAAAAUAUUAUUAGAUCAUAACUGGGAACCCAAGUUAUGUGGUUUUGGAUUUGCUAUGAGAGCUAAAAGGAAUCAACUUCAUCUUACUAGUAAAUAUAGUGGCACAUUAGAGUAUAUGGAUCCAGCAUAUGAAAAGACGGGAGGUCUGACCACUAAGUCGGACGUGUUCUCCUUUGGAGUUGUUUUAUUUGAAGUCCUAUUCGGAAGAAAAGCAUCUGAUCAUAUUCAAGGCAACGACGAUAAUUGUAAUUUUAGUCGAUUGGCUAGAGUACAUUAUGAAGCCAGAACACUAGAUGAUAUGAUAGAUCCUGAUCUAUUGAAACAAAUGGAUUUGGAAUCAUUAAACGUUUUCUCAAAAACAGCAUAUUGGUGCUUGAAGGAGCUACGAGCACAACGUCCAAGUAUGGAUCAGAUUGUUAAAACACUUGAGAGAGCGUUGGAACUUCAACAAAAACAUGACAAAAUUCAUGAACAUUCAACAGCCGAAAUUGAAGCUACAAACUACGACCACUUGAAGGGGAAAAACUUGGAUCAUUUGAAAAUACAAUGGAACGAUAUAGAGUUUGCCACCAAUAAGUUUUCUGCUGAUCAGUGCAUUGGGUCAGGCGGAUAUGGUAUGGUAUAUAAAGCAAAACUUGAUCAUUUUGAUGGAAACAAUUCAUCGGCGAUUGAAAAAAAGAAUAAUGGUGAAUUUCCUAAGAAAAACAGCACUGUCGCUAUUAAACGCAUUUCUAGUAGACUAGAUGGGAAAGGAGAACAAGGGUUCUUUGCAGAAAUUGAAAUGCUUAGUAAUUGUAAGCAUCGAAAUAUUGUCUCACUUCUUGGAUUUUGCGUUGAGGGUCCUGAAAUGAUACUUGUCUAUGAAUUACCUCCACUCUAG